AGCGGCAAAGAAGGCCGCUGCCUGUCACAGCUUCGUGCGGCGCAAGCUUGGAGAGCGCGCGCUAGUCACCUGAUUUUUCCUCCGAGGCUACGGAAACGGCCUCAGGCGCCGCAGCCGCGCCCACUUCUUCUUCCGCGGCCGCGCCAACUAUGUCAGUUUCCCCCGUGAAGAAGCAGAAGAUGGAGUCGGCGCUGGAGCAGCUCAAGCAACACACCACCGUGGUGGCCGACACGGGAGAUUUCCAUGCUAUUGAUGAGUACAAGCCUCUAGAUGCUACUACCAACCCUUCCCUGAUACUAGCUGCAGCUCAGAUGCCAGCCUAUCAGCAGCUGGUAGAAGAUGCUAUUGCACAUGGGAGGAAACUUGGUGGGUCAGAAAAUGAUCAAGUUACAAAUGCUUGUGACAAGCUUUUUGUACUGUUUGGAGCAGAAAUACUGAAGAGGAUACCUGGGCGUGUGUCCACAGAAGUAGAUGCAAGGUUGUCUUUUGAUAAGGAGGGAAUGGUUAAGAGGGCCAGACACUUCAUAGAUCUUUAUAAAGAAAUAGGAAUUAGCAAAGAUCGUAUCCUCAUCAAGCUGUCAUCAACAUGGGAGGGCAUCCAAGCUGGCAAGAUUCUUGAAGAGCAACAUGGAAUUCAUUGUAAUAUGACCUUGCUGUUUUCCUUUGCUCAGGCAGUUGCCUGUGCAGAAGCAGGGGUCACCCUCAUUUCUCCUUUUGUUGGGCGUAUUCUGGAUUGGUAUGUUGCAAAUACAGACAAAAAAACCUAUGAGCCAUCAGAGGACCCAGGAGUAAAGAGUGUCACUAAAAUCUACCAUUAUUACAAAAAGUUUGGCUAUAAAACUAUUGUAAUGGGAGCUUCUUUUCGAAACACUGGAGAAAUCAAAGCAUUGACUGGCUGUGACUUUCUCACCAUUUCACCUAAACUUCUGGGAGAGCUCAAUAAAGAUAACAGCAAACUAACACCAAAGCUGAGUGUCAAAGAUGCCCAAGCAUCUGACCUGGAGAAGAUCCAUCUGGAUGAAAAGGCAUUCCGUUGGCUUCAUAAUGAAGACCAAAUGGCUGUGGAGAAACUGUCUGAUGGAAUCAGAAAGUUUGCUGCUGAUGCAGUUAAACUGGAGGUCAUGAUAAAGGAACGAAUGUUUGGUACUGCAAAUGGAAAGUAGACAUGCCAAACUUCAUGGAUGUUAUAUAGAUGUAAAGAUUUACAUGCUGCACAUGAAAAGAUUUUCUGUAUUCACAGAUUUCUAUAUGAAUUUGCAGAGAAAAGAUUCUCCGUGUCUGCUGCGCUUUUAUAUAUCAGGAUUGUAUUAUUACAAUUCUGUAUCACCAAUAUUUUUAUUCUUCACUAUAUUGCAGAUGCAUAGAGGACCAAUUGACUAGCUUUUUUCUUCAAGGUACUAAUAAUAAAACAUUCUGAUGUAUGGGUGCAUUCCAAAAGAAUAAAAUGUACUAUUUAUACGGAUUUGUUGAACUUUACUGAGGCAAGUCCUCCAUUUGAAGGGCAUGUACGUACUGUUUCUACAAACAAAAUUACUGUAAGAUUAUAGCAAAUGUGUUUUAUAAACAUUCAAUUCUUAGAAUUAUGGGACACCUCCGUACUAUUCUUGUAAUGUAGAGUUAAUUAUAUCUCACAGGGUUGUGGAAAAAAUAGGAGGAAGAAGCAUUAUGUACAAACUGGGACUCCCUCAAUCCUCAGUAUUUUCCUUAGAAUGGAAGUUAUGUUAGACUAGAAUUAGGGAGACCCAUAUUCAAGUCCACCUUCAGCCUCAGGAGCUCACUGGUGAUUCUGGGCCCGUUACUCUCAGCCCAGCCUAUCUCACAGAAUGAAACCAGAGACAAAUAAAAUUACUCUACUUGAGGGGGGCACAGUGGCAACAGCAGCCAGGGAAGGAGACUGCAUUAUAAUUUAUAUUUAUAUCCCAUCUCAAGAUGGGAUAUAAAUCUAAAUUAUAAUGCAGUCAAGUAUUGAUUGAUCAACUCUACCCCUCGAGUAAUUUUGUCUCUGAUUUAUGAUCUCCAGAUCUGUAAGUGGGAUUUUGGUGCCUAGUGAUAUUUUGGCCUGGGUCAUGCUCCUGUCUGCUGUUUUCCCACAUGCCUAAACUUUAAACUGAUACUGCCUUUUCUCAAUAACAGAACAAUGUUGCAGCUGCAUUGAACAUCUUCACUAACUCCCUCAUUUUAAAUGUAAGUUUCAGUCAGUGUCAAAGUCCUUUCCAAAUGACCAUUAAUAGUACACUGUAUCUCCUUGGAUUGAACCCUGUCAGAUAUAAUACAGAACUUCCAUUCUAAGGGAAACACUGGGGAUCGAGGGAGUCCCAGUUUGUCAGUUUCGGUUUAAGAGUACACUGGUGGUAUCUAAUGCUAGCAUGAGUCAAGAAAGAAUUCAUGUAUUUCAUUAAGCACUUCUAUUUUCCCAUCAUAAUCUGAGUAUAGAUUAAGUCCAUAUAUUUUUAUACUGCUGUUUUAUUAACUGAUAAUAUUCUUUUAUGCAAGGAUGUUUUGUAGUAGUUUUAAAGUCUAACUGAUAGCAGCUUGGGACCAAGACAUCAGCAAUCUUCUCUUUCUAACUUGUUUUUUCCCCCCACGAGCUGCCCACUUGGCAACAAUGAAACAGUUUCUACAAAAUGCAAAUCAUUCCUGCCUUGCUAUUUUAGUGGAAUUUUAAAAAGCAGAGCACAAAUAUUAUUGCAAUACUUUUUUAGGUUUUGUAAUUUUGGAAAAGUUGCUUUCUUUUGGUGUUGCAUGCAAGUGCACUGGAGGAGAUAGUUUGCUUUAAAAAAAACAUUUUUAACUGUAACGGAAAGCAUUCUUCCUCUGGUUCCUGUGCUGUAGUAAAACUACUCUAUGAUAUUGUGUGCGUUACCCAACCAAAUUGUCUGAGUCUACACAAUACACUGAACCAUAAGGUAGCCAUAUGGGAUAGAUUUGCACUAGGCUACAGAGGUUGGCUGGUUUGUUAUUUAGCCUGUUACAUGAAUCCAGCCCUUGAUUCCCAAACUGUAGUUAACAAAAGAAUCUCAAGUACUGCUUCAGUCUUGAGUCAAAAUUGUACUGUACGUAACCUCUGCAAGUAGGGUGCCAUUUCUAUCAUUAGUAAAUAAGAUCCACAACUUGAAUAUAAUUAAUAUGAUAGUAUGAAGCCUUCGUAUUGUCAAUUAUUUAUUUUAAGAAUAAAAUUGAAUAAUUACAUGCAUGAA
Messenger RNA from Candoia aspera, 3197 nucleotides. It is a transcript of the gene TALDO1, whose product is annotated as transaldolase 1. Gene Ontology annotation, molecular function: transaldolase activity. The record is from RefSeq and is a predicted model, not a curated record. Bases 150 to 1163 code for a protein of 337 amino acids. NCBI's taxonomy places the organism in Eukaryota, Metazoa, Chordata, Lepidosauria, Squamata, Candoiidae. The transcript is spliced from 8 exons. Gene Ontology annotation, cellular component: intracellular anatomical structure; cytoplasm. Gene Ontology annotation, biological process: pentose-phosphate shunt, non-oxidative branch; carbohydrate metabolic process; pentose-phosphate shunt.